Messenger RNA from Neoarius graeffei (lesser salmon catfish), 2038 nucleotides. RefSeq names its product phosphatidylethanolamine N-methyltransferase (gene pemt). Gene Ontology annotation, biological process: phosphatidylcholine biosynthetic process. The coding region runs from base 85 to 651 and encodes 188 amino acids. Gene Ontology annotation, molecular function: phosphatidylethanolamine N-methyltransferase activity. The transcript is spliced from 5 exons. The record is from RefSeq and is a predicted model, not a curated record. NCBI's taxonomy places the organism in Eukaryota, Metazoa, Chordata, Actinopteri, Siluriformes, Ariidae.
AUUUCUUUAAAUGUUCACAACUGCUGUUUAUUGAAGAAGAGCAUGUUCUGUGGUUUAGGGUUAAUAUGAAAGGAAGAGGUUUUCAUGAAUUCCGCCGCGAUCACUGCGAUUAAUCCUGACUGCUGUGGAGGGUUCGAUAAAGUGGACUUUAGCAAGGCAGACAUGUCGGUGUUGCACGAGGUAACGAAGCACAUUGAUUUGAAAGAGCCCAGUUUCUGCAUAGCUGUUAUCUCCAUCAUGUUCAACCCAUUCUUCUGGAAUGUGGUUGCCAGAUGGGAACACAGAACACGAGGUCUGACACGCAUGUUUAAAAGCCCUUAUGUGGCCUGCUACUGCCUGGGUGCUGUCAUUCUGCUUCUCAAUGUUUACCGCAGUCACAGUAUUACAGUAGCCAUGAAGAGCCAACCAAAGAUGGAGCUGCUGGACAGAGUGCAGGUGUAUUACAUGGGCACAGCUCUCAUGCUAGUCGGCUCACUGUUCGUUAUCAGUAGCUUCCUGGCCCUGGGCUUCACUGGGACUUUCCUCGACCGAUGGAUUGAACAGAAGGCUGGGGGCAGUUUUGUCCCAAACGGUGGAGGGGGAAGCAUGCCCCAUGCUGUACAUCAGCCGCAAGCUCUCCAUGCAGGAGAUGAAGUACAGCACCAUCAAUAACGAGUGCUUGGCCAUCAAGUGGGUGGUCCUCACCCUCCAUUACUACCUGCUGGGAAGCCUUUUCAUCCUCUGCUCGGCUCAUGCCCCACUCCAGUGGCUCCACCGCAUGAAGGAUGCCAAUGCCCGGAUUGCCCAUUGGUAUCUGGCUCUGCAGCCUUUUAAGUUCAAAGUGGUCCACAGAGCGGGGGCACAGAUGAUGGCAGCGGACUACCUCUCCCAGCUGGGGGGGAGUCAGCUGCAGGCUGGAUGGCUCCCUGGCCUGAGUUGGGCAAUGGGGGCAUAUGGCAGUGGGGGCAUGGUCAAGCGCCGGUUUGUGAAUGGAGAGCGAGGCCGGGGAAGGGUGAGUGGCAAAGAGGAAGCACCUGUUGGGAAUUAAUGUGCUGUGUGUGUGUGUGUGUGUGUGUGUGUGUGUGUGUGUGUGUGUGUGUGUGUGUGCAGUGAGAGGGAGCAGAUAAAAGGGGAGAGGAGCAAAGAGUGAGGAUCUCUUCCCCUGACCGAAAGCACGCCCGUGCAUUGGGACAGUGAAGCUUUGUCAAGGCCGGUGAAAAGCAAAUUUUGUUUUGAUUACCGGUUGAAAAUAAAAACCAAAAGUGAACUUGAUUCCACCUGCCUGUUUCAGUGUCCACUAUACUAGAGAGGCAUUACAAUAACCUAAACUUGAAAAAUCUGAAAGGCAGUCUACCUUUAAAUAGAAAUCUAGGAUUAUUUUUGUUAUCCUCUAUUAGGGUGGAGAGAUAUGUUGAUCUAGCAACACUAAGAGCUUUUUUGUACUUCAGGAAGCUCUCCUUCCUUGCUAAUUUUAACACUACCAAUGUUGUUUGAUGCCAUUUAUGUUCUAAUUUUCGAGUGGUCUGUUUUAAAGUGCAAGUGUAAUCGUUAUACCAAGGUGCUAUUUUUUUCUCUCUAAUAAUUUUUCUUUUAAGAUAAGUCUUUAUUGUCAUUGUAGAAAUCAGAGCGGGUGGGUGGAGCACAGAAGUACGGCAGGCCAGAACUGAGUUCAAAAACUCUUUUUAUUUGUAGCUUUUCAGCUUUUCACACUCUCCCAGUCACACACGCAUGCACACACACAAGUCGUCUAGUUGGGGAGAGAGAUCCCUUCCUCUGCUCUCUCUCCUUUUAUAGGGCGCGGUCACUGGGGAAGACACACAAACACAGGUUAACUAACAUCAGGUGCAGUGAUUCUGCCACUUACCUUCCCCGACUCCGCCCUCCGUUCACAGACCGACACUUGACCAUGCCCCCUCUGCCACAGUCAUUAUCACUUUUUUCAAAGGUACAACGAAAUUGAAGGUGCUGUUGACUCAUUAUGAGUUAUAGAAAAAAUAAAAACAAAUAAAGUAUAAAAAUAAAUAGUAAAGUAUACAGAAUUGCACUGGUAAAAUAGUAU